Messenger RNA from Sphenostylis stenocarpa, 2055 nucleotides. The record is from the annotation of a GenBank genome assembly. NCBI's taxonomy places the organism in Eukaryota, Viridiplantae, Streptophyta, Magnoliopsida, Fabales, Fabaceae.
AUGUUGCCCCCGUCGCAAAAAUCCCAACAGUUAUGGAGGAACAAAGAUGCAAAACGCCAAGCUCACACAUACACACCGUGUUGCUGUUCAGACCAAGUUCUGACUACUAGGGAAAGGAGAAUGGCUAAGUCCAGAGAAGCAGCAGCCAGAAGUGUAAGGAAGACUGCAAAUGCACGCCAAAGAUGGAAAGAUGCAAAAGAUGCUGCUAAGGAGGGUGCAAGUGGAUUGCAAGCACAACUAUCACAAACAUUUACUCGGAAAAAGGACUUUGUAGAUCCAGAAGAAACUAAAAUUUUGAAUAAACCAGCUACCGAAACAAAGAUUGAAUUGUUUUCAAGUAUACAUCCUCUUUUCUCAUCUAUGAUUGAUAGUUCAUCUACUGGGCUAAAGGGAAAGGGAAUUGAUCCCAGUGAUCUGAUGCAGACAAUGAAUCAAAUGGAAAACGAUGCAAAUAUUAGGAACAAUGUUCAUGUAGAAACAGAAACUAGAGAGAAAAAUGUUACAGCAAGAGUGACUAAGGAAAAACAACUGAAUACACAUAGCCAAAUUUUUAAGUAUGCAUAUGCUCAACUUGAGAAAGAAAAGGCUCAGCAACAAGAAAACAAGAAUCUUACAUUCUCAGAAGUAAUUAGUAUGGCUACAAAAAAUGAACGAAGGAAAAGGCCUUUAAUUGAAAUAUCUUUCAGAGAUCUAUCUCUCACAUUGAAAGCACACAAUAAACUUAUAUUGAGAUGCGUUACGGGGAAAAUUAAACCUGGACGCAUUGCUGCUGUCAUGGGUCCAUCAGGUGCUGGCAAGACAACCUUUCUUUCAGCAAUAGCUGGAAAGGCAUUAGGAUGCAAGGUGUCUGGUUCCAUUUUUGUAAAUGGAAAGAAUGAAUCAAUCCACUCCUAUAAGAAAAUUAUUGGCUUUGUGCCACAAGAUGAUAUAGUUCAUGGAAACCUGACUGUGGAAGAAAACUUCCGGUUCAGUGCACUGUGCAGGCUACCUGCUGACUUGCCAAAACAAGAAAAAGUUCUGAUUGUUGAAAGAGUUAUUGAAUUUUUGGGGCUUGAAUCUGUGCGGAAUUCUUUGGUCGGAACUGUAGAAAAGCGAGGCAUCUCUGGAGGCCAAAGGAAACGUGUAAAUGUUGGAUUGGAAAUGGUCAUGGAACCGUCACUCAUGAUCUUGGAUGAACCCACUUCUGGGUUGGACAGUGCAUCAUCUCAACUCCUUCUUAGAGCACUAAGACGGGAAGCUCUUGAAGGAGUGAACAUUUGCAUGGUGGUUCACCAGCCCAGCUAUGCUUUGUUUAAUAUGUUCGAUGACUUGAUACUCCUCGCAAAAGGUGGUCUUACUGUAUAUCAUGGACCAGUCAAGAAAGUUGAAGAAUACUUUGCAGACCUUGGGAUAAAUAUACCAAAACGCAUAAAUCCUCCUGAUUACUUCAUUGACAUUUUGGAGGGCAUAGCAGUACCUAGUGGAAGUUCAGGAGUCAGUUAUGAAGAGCUGCCAGUUAGAUGGAUGCUUCAUAAUGGAUACCCAGUACCUCUCGAUAUGCAGAAGAAUGCAGCACAAUUUGGUAUGUUUGCAACUGCAAACCCAGCUAGAGAAAAAGAUCCUGAUGGCUCUAGCCAUGAAGAAAGAAGCUUUGUUGCAGAAUUAUGGCAUGAUGUGGGAAAUGUUAUGGAACUAAAGAGGGAGAAAAUAAGACUCAAUUUUUUAAAAUCCAAGGAUUUAUCUGACCGUAAAACUCCUGGUAUAUUCAAACAAUACAAGUACUUUCUUAUAAGGGUUGGUAAACAGAGAUUACGAGAAUCUAAGAUCCAAGCUAUAGAUUAUUUAAUAUUGUUACUUGCUGGAGCCUGCUUAGGAUCACUUACUAAAGCUAGCGAUCAGACCUUUGGUGCAGCUGGGUACACCUACACGGUGAUUGCUUGGUCAGUGCUGCUUCCAGUUGUUUUGACACUCAUUGCAACACAACCAAAAGAUAGUAAAAUUUUGAAGAAUAUAGCUUAUUUGUGCUACCCUAGGUGGGCUUUAGAAGCGUUCAUAAUUGCAAAUGCUGAAAGGUAA